Messenger RNA from Drosophila grimshawi, 3212 nucleotides. RefSeq names its product serine proteinase stubble (gene Np). The transcript is spliced from 8 exons. Gene Ontology annotation, biological process: proteolysis. The coding region runs from base 77 to 2947 and encodes 956 amino acids. Gene Ontology annotation, molecular function: serine-type endopeptidase activity. Lineage: Eukaryota; Metazoa; Arthropoda; Insecta; Diptera; Drosophilidae. The record is from RefSeq and is a predicted model, not a curated record.
AAUUACAGUUCAAUCCGGACGCAACAUACGACACCUGCCCUGCAUAGUGCGCAAGUCGGGACGCUCUGGGACCUGCAUGUUUGCCAUCGAUUGCAUCAAGCAGAAUGGCACGCACUUGGGCACAUGCAUCGAUCGAUUCUACUUUGGCUCGUGCUGUGCUCUGAAGGAAGAGGCCUCGCUGUUUGCGUCCGAGAUUAACGAUAACAGCAUCGACCAGAACACCAUCUCGCACUUUCCCCACGAAUCAACCACUUUGCCAACAAGCGCGCUUUUCAAACUCACCACCGAGGCCAGCAGCACCACCCACAGUUACAAUUAUCAGCAGCAGCAAAAUACCGCCAGCGAACUGCUCAAAAAUGUGACACAAAGCUAUUUAAGCAGCAUUAAACCCGUGCGCACCACCAGCAGCAGCAGCACCGGCACCGCAGCGUCGAGCCACACGUCUAGCUCAACACGCCGUCCAACUAUUGUGCACACCACGCAUAAGAACUCACAUUUUGUGGUGCGCACCACACCAAAGCCCAGCACUGCACCAACGCUGACAGUUACUGCGAAACCGACACGUCGUCGCACCACCACUACCCGACCAGUGCUAACCACUGCAUCAGCUGUUGAGCACCGGACUGAAACAACCACAGUGCCCAGCAGGUUUGUCACUUUCCAAAUAGUGGAGACAACCACUCCAACAGUCACCGAACCUACGCACCACUUGCCCGAAACAACCACCAGAAGGCACACCAGACCCACAACAAGCAGCAGCACCAGCACUGCAGCUGUGAAGACAACAAGCAGAACAACAACAACCACCGCCGCAACGCCUGCAAGCAUCCCAACAAAAAGAACAACAACAACAUCCACGACAACAGCCCGACCAACACCACCGCUGCGCACCACAACGCUAAAGCCACAAAAGCAACAGCCGAGCAGACGGCCAGCACCACCCAAGAAACCAAUAGUAUUCAGUAACACAACAACAACAGCGACACGCAGGCCCAUCGAGAGCAGCAGCAGCACAGCAACAACAUUGCCCGCUCGCAAGCCAGCCCACAGCACCACCAGCUCAACAUCGACAAUAUCACACAGCCAUAAAACAUCAACAAGCAAAUUGCCAGAGCGAACAACUCUAGCGCCCCGGCCAAAGCCACAACCAACGGGUGAGAUUGUCAAGGUGCCAGCAUUGCUGGCGGAUGCCAACAGCAGCACAACAUUCACAGCAACAGCGGCAACGACAAGUGCAGCAGCAAGCACAAAAGUUACGCGCAGACCAGUAACAAGUACCAGCAUCAGCAGUAGCAGCAGCAGCUCAGCAACAGCAACAACAUCAGCCCCCAAAAAGCAGGCUAGCACCAGCAGCAGCAGCAUGGGCACCACAACUACUAGCACCUCCAGCACGCCUAAGCCCACACGCCGACAUCCACCAAAAAUAACAACAACAACAACAGCUGCGCCCGUUGUAAGCACCACAACAAUCGUUACGACGCUGCUAACCACCGAAGCGCCCAAAUUGCAAACCAAACCAAUAGCAACACCCUCAGCAACAGCAACAACAACGACCAAGAAACCAGGUCUAAUCACCUGGACUGAUGUUGAAGCGGAGCCGACUACAAAUGCGACCAUUUCCAGCAACUGGCAGUCGGGACAGUCGGCGGAUUGGGUGCCAUUGCCCACUCUGUUGCCGGAGUUGUACAACAAGACGACAGCAACGCCCAGCGCCACAGACAAGGUGGUUAUCUCUGUGGCCACCAGUGUCAGCACCAGCAGCGAUUCAAAGCCAGGACAGAGUCAAAUGCAUGCAGAAACAAUGGCAACCACCGCUAGCAAUACAAAGCCGCAUAGAACCACUAGCAGGCCAACAGCUACCACAACAACAACAGCUGCAACAAAAGCACCAGCAACACCACCAACAACAAAACGUACAACUGUAACCAGCAAAACUACAGAUGCACCAUCAACAAAAACAACUACAAGAACAACGACAACAACAACAACAACAACGGAGCGCAUUGAAUUAGUAUCCUCGACUUCAACUCAAGCAGAAUCAAGCAGCGAGUCGAGCGGCAGCAGCAGCAUCGACAGCACCACAACGGAUUACAGCGAGGAGCUAAAUACAACGAUCGAUGCAACUGGGAAUACAACUGUAGCGCCUGCCACUGGCUUGGAGGGCGUCGAUUACCGGGAAGUCUGUGGACGUCGCAUGUUCCCCGAGCCGCGCAUCGUUGGCGGCGCAAACGCAGCCUUUGGACGCUGGCCCUGGCAGAUAUCGCUUCGUCAAUGGCGCACCUCCACCUAUUUGCACAAGUGCGGAGCUGCGCUGCUCAACGAGAACUGGGCAAUCACCGCAGCGCAUUGUGUUGACAAUGUACCGCCCUCCGAUCUGCUGUUGCGUCUGGGCGAAUAUGAUCUCGCCGAGGAGGAGGAACCCUAUGGCUUCCAGGAGCGACGUGUCCAAAUUGUUGCCUCGCAUCCACAGUUUGAUCCACGCACCUUUGAAUACGAUUUAGCCUUGCUCAGAUUCUAUGAGCCUGUGGUCUUCCAGCCAAAUAUUAUACCCGUUUGUGUGCCUGAAAACGAUGAGAACUUUAUUGGCCAGACGGCCUUUGUUACCGGCUGGGGUCGCCUUUACGAGGAUGGUCCGCUGCCCAGCGUGUUGCAGGAGGUCGCUGUGCCUGUCAUCAACAACACCAUUUGCGAGUCGAUGUAUCGCUCUGCGGGCUACAUUGAGCACAUACCGCACAUAUUCAUCUGUGCCGGCUGGAAGAAGGGCGGCUACGAUUCCUGUGAAGGUGAUUCUGGUGGCCCCAUGGUGCUCCAGCGUGAGUCGGAUAAGCGUUUCCAGCUGGGCGGCGUCAUCUCGUGGGGCAUUGGCUGUGCGGAGGCAAAUCAGCCGGGCGUUUAUACGCGCAUCUCCGAGUUCCGAGACUGGAUCAAUCAGAUUCUACAGUUUUAGUCGCAUCGUAGUCUUCGCCUGUGUAUUAUGCCUAAUCCUUAGUGAAUGCCCAGCACCUGAAUCGAUGUUGAUAUCGAAAUUGAAAUCGAUAUCGAAACCGCAAUUCAAACUUGAACUCGUGCUUCGGUUAUCGCCACUCGCUCCACUCAUCUUAUGGAGUUUUGCGCAUAACCCAAGCAACGAUUUCAGUUACUCCUCAUCCCCCCAAUUUCACCUCCAGCACACAGCACAAAUAACACAAAAACACCACGAAAAACAACAACAA